AUGACCUGUCCCAACUCCUCCUGUGUCUUCGAAGACAAGAUGUGUGAGGGGAAUAAGACCGCCCCUGCCAACGAUGCCCAGAUGAUGCCCCUGGCGGUGGUCCUGAGCACCAUCUCCUUGGUCACGGUGGGACUCAACCUGCUGGUCCUGUAUGCUGUGCGCAGUGAGCGGAAACUACACACGGUGGGGAACCUCUACAUCGUCAGCCUCUCGGUGGCCGAUCUGAUCGUGGGGGCGGUCGUCAUGCCCAUGAACAUCCUCUACCUCCUCAUGUCUAGGUGGUCCCUGGGGCGCCCUCUCUGCCUCUUCUGGCUUUCCAUGGACUAUGUGGCCAGCACGGCGUCCAUCUUCAGCGUCUUCAUCUUGUGUAUCGACCGCUACCGCUCCGUACAGCAGCCCCUCAAGUACUUGCGCUACCGUACCAAGACCCGAGCAUCCGUCACCAUCCUAGCCGCCUGGUUUCUCUCCUUCCUCUGGAUUAUCCCCAUUCUGGGCUGGCGUCGCUUCCGGCCGGAGACCCCAGAGCCCCGGGGGGACAGGUGUGAGACGGACUUCUACAACGUCACGUGGUUCAAAAUCAUGACCGCCAUCAUCAACUUCUACCUGCCCACCUUGCUCAUGCUCUGGUUCUAUGCUAAGAUCUACAAAGCCGUGCGGCAACACUGCCAACAUCGGGAGCUCAUCAACGGGUCCUUCCCCUCCUUCUCUGACGUGAAGAUGAAGCCGCAGAACCUCCAGGUGGGCGCUAAGAAACCGGGGAAGGAGUCCCCCUGGGAGGUGCUCAAAAGCAAGCCAAAAGACACCGAGGGUGGACCGGUCUUGAAGCCACCAUCCCAGGAGCCAAAGGAGGUGACAUCUCUAGGUGUCUUCAGCCAAGAGAAGGAUGGAGAACCGGGCAAAUUCUACUGCUUCCCACUUGACCCUGUGCAGAUGCAGCCGGAGGCAGAGGCGAGUGGCAGGGGCUAUGCAGCCAUCGACCGGAGCCAGACCCGGCUCAAGAUGGGUGAGCAGGGCCCGAGCAUGCCUGGGGCUAAUGAGGCCUUAGAGGAUCAGAUCCUAGGUGACAGCCAGUCCUUCUCCCGGACAGACUCUGACACCCCCGCAGAGCCGGCACCAGGGAAACGCAAGUCGCCAAGCGAGUCUAGCACAGGCCUGGAGUACAUCAAGUUCACUUGGAAGAGGCUCCGCUCACAUUCAAGACAGUACGUGUCUGGGUUGCACAUGAACCGAGAGCGGAAGGCCGCCAAGCAGUUGGGUUUUAUCAUGGCGGCCUUCAUCAUCUGCUGGAUUCCUUACUUCAUCUUCUUCAUGGUCAUUGCCUUCUGUGAGAGCUGCUGUAACCAGCAUGUGCAUAUGUUCACCAUCUGGCUGGGUUACAUCAACUCCACGCUGAACCCCCUCAUCUACCCCUUGUGCAAUGAGAACUUCAAGAAGACCUUCAAGAAAAUUCUGCACAUUCGUUCCUAG
Messenger RNA from Rangifer tarandus platyrhynchus (Svalbard reindeer), 1467 nucleotides. The record is from the annotation of a GenBank genome assembly. NCBI's taxonomy places the organism in Eukaryota, Metazoa, Chordata, Mammalia, Artiodactyla, Cervidae.